Molecule: messenger RNA, 3269 nt
Organism: Eurytemora carolleeae
Lineage: Eukaryota; Metazoa; Arthropoda; Copepoda; Calanoida; Temoridae
Product: flocculation protein FLO11
Exons: 12
Coding region: 51-2993 (980 amino acids)
Source: RefSeq, a predicted model, not a curated record
AAAUAUCUCUUAUUUUUUAGGAUUUCAGUAAAUUUUUAACUCUCCUGAAAAUGAGCGGGGUUUUAAAGGAAGGGGCCCAACUAGAUGCUGUUCUCCAGGGACAAUCUUUAUCUCAAGAAGACUCAGGGUCACGUGAGGGACCAGCAUCUAAUGCAAGACCAGGUAGACCAGGAAGAAGAGGACCUGGCCGACGACCUGGGGGAAGAAACCGUCCAAAUCGAAGGCGACCGAAUAGACCUCGUCCAGCCUUAUUCAAUGUUUAUGCAGAGGAUGAGUAUGAAGAUUACGAAGAUUACGAAGAUGAGGAGGAGGAGGAGGAAGUGGAGGAAGAAAAGAUAACAACGUUGGCCCCUGAACCUGCAGCCCCAAGUAGACCUGAAAACUCUCUGUUUCCCUCCAGGAGUAAAACUUCAUUUGCCGAGAGAUUCAGACCAAAGGUGAAUCUUGUAAACGUUCUUGACAACAAAAAGAAGUUUGAUACAGCUGAAGACGAAAAAUCUAUGAUAGCGAACGAAGAUACAUCUGCUGCAAAUGCAGCGGAGCUUGGUGAGAAACCAAGACGAAAUCCUUUUUCUAAACCAGAAAAAAGUUCUAGAACUGAGCCGACGAAAAGUGUUGGUCUGAUGACUCUGUCUGGUCCUGACGCUGAGGCACUUUUCCAAAGUUUGAUCCGUGACGAUCCCUCUGCAGUAGGCGUGGUGGAUACAACAACUCCGCCCCCUUCUAUCCAGCCUACUUCAAGUCUAGAAUCUACCACACAAGAACAAAGGCAUGUACAGCAGCCACGCGCACUGUCCCGGAAGUUCCUGUUUCCCCGGCCACGUGGUCUGAUACAAGAAGACAGAGCAGAGGAAGUAGUCGAAGAAGAAGAUGUAGAAGACGAAGACGAAGAUGUAAAAGACGAAGAAGAAGUUGAAGAAGAAGAAAAUGUUGAGGAUGAACAAGUUGUUGAAUCAAGAACUUCUGAUGAUAAAAGACCAACCCUGCCAGGAAGAUCCAGCUUCAGAAAUAAUUUCUUCAGAGGGAAAGGACGACCUUCCAGGCCUUCCUUUUUAAAAGCAGAGGAACCUGCAGAAGACGAGGAGAAUUCCAGGAAAGAACAACUAAUUGAACAAGAAGAAGAAAAAGAAGAAGAAGAAGUUGAAAAAGAAGAAGAAGUAACAUUUUCAAAACCUUCCAACUUUAGGGCUUCUAUGUCAAAAUCUAAACUUAGGGAAAGCAUCAGGAAAAGCGUUGAAAGCCAAAAAAACGCGGCCCCAGAAAUUAAUGAGAUUGAACCAAGGACUGAAUCUAAAAAUUUUAAACUUCUUGUAACUCCUCAUCCUGCCAUUGAAGAACCUGAGGAAGUAACUGAUUCUAAACCUGACACAAAUGAAAUGCCAGCUGUUGUACGUGGAAUCAAAAGAAAGCGGCCAAGUUUUGUCCGUCCUUCUUUAUCGGAAACAAAGACAGAAAAUAACAAUGAGAUCUCAACCGAAGAUUUUGAAGAUGUAACUGAUUUACCAGAACCUUCUGCACCUGUCAGGAGGAUCAAGGGGAGAGGACAAAGACCAUUGUCAAGAAAGGAGCAGACUAGAACUCAGGACUUGACACCCAUCCCCAAACCUAUGAAUAGCUUGCAAAAACUUUUCCAACCCCAGGAGACCACCGUCUCCGAACCUCUUUCAGAACCCACACUGCCUUCAGUAGAAAGCAGAGGAGAGACUAUAUUAGCCGCCGUAGUCUCUCUAUCUGCUACUACCGAAAGCCCGGCAGAAAGAGGACAGAAUCUGCUUGCAUCACUUUCUAGGGAACCAGCAGAGAAUCAAUUUACAAGAUUUAACACAGCAGGUUCAAGAUUUCCAGUAUUUGCAGCUACACCUGCUCCAGUCCCUUCACAGUCUUCUUUUGUGUCCUCUUCUGAUGAGGAAUUACCAAUUUCUUUGUCAUCCUCCUUUUCAUCUAGUCCAGUAUUAUCGCCUCAAACAAGUUCUUCCUUCUCUUCUGCUCCCUCAGGAAAUUUCUUUGCCCAAUUUCCAACCUCCCCAAGUCUAGAUACUCAAAACUUUCAGAGGAUAAGUUUUCCAGGUGUACCUGCAGUACCUAGCGGGGUACCAGCAGCACCAAUUGGAGUACCAGCCGUACCAAGGGGAGCUUCUCUAUCAAGGGGGUCGCCCCAAGAUUCAAGGGAUUCUGCGUUAGUUAACCGAGAGCCUGCGCAAUCACGCCAACCCUUGCCUUUUACCAGUUUUACUCAAAAUCCUCCUUCAAGUUCACAUGUGAGAGAUUUUCAAACUAGUUUCAGAGGAGAAGAAUCGCCUCAUGUUGCUCUUCCCUUUCUUCAGAGAGAAGAUGAUUCGUUACAAGGCGCUGCUAUCCCUGUUCGUGGUGAAUCCAACUUUUUGAGGGGUCCAACUCAAUUUACAGCGUUUAGGGAGGGACAAGCAAGAUCUGUUUUCCAACCUAGUAGUUCAAGUCAAGGAAGAACAUUAUUUCAAACAAAUAUUGCAGAUCAAGCUAGGACUGUUUCAACAACAGAACUAGGAGGACAACCUUUUCAACCUUCCCAGGCUGAUCAAGGAAGGUUUAGUACCCAAACUCUUUUCCAAAAUUCUGGCUCCUCAUUUCCAUUUCCUUCCCUUUUUGACCAGGGAAGCCAACAGUCGGCUCAUCUAACUCCGAUACAACAGACUCAAUCACAGUUUACACAAACUCCUAAUAGAUUUACAGCCAGAAAUCAAUUCUCAAGCCCCUUACAGGAUGCCUCAAGCUUUCAACUUAGUCCAACACUACCGCAGUCUCCUUUCCAAACUGCACUACACAGCAUUCCCACGCGGCAAUUUGUGAACCGAAGAGCUGAAGAUUUAGAAGACGACCCAAUGCAGAUUGUUGCAGAGCGCCUGCGCACAAGAUUAAGCUCUGUACUGCCAGAAGCAGCAAAUGAAGGAGAUGCUCUUGAAAUACUAAGAGAAAAGGUGAAUAGAUCAAAGAAUGCAAAUAGAGCGAGGGGUUGAGCGUUGAUAAAGAAUAUCCUGGCUGUUAAAACCCACAUUAAUUCUCAGUUCUUAGUCAUGUAUGCAAGAAUUUAUAUUAUAUAAUUAUAUAAACAUUAAACAUGUAAGAAGAGGAAGUGUAAUUUGCCUUGCAGUAGAAUUUUACCAAAUAUAUUGGGGCAUUGAACUUUGUUAAAAUUGUGUAAUAUUAUGAUUGAACAAAAAUAGUUCUGUUAUUGAUUUUCAAAAUUUAGUGUCCAUGUUAUGUAAUAAAAAUACAUUAUAGGAUAAAUAAUA